GAUGAGGCAAUACUCCAACACCGGAAAGAUUGCCAAUAUGAAGGAUCUGGUUGAAGAGAUGGGGUUCAAGGUAGGGUGUCAUGUCAUCAGGAAAGACAAAGUCACGGCGCAAAUCUUGGGUUUCAAGGAUGAGUAUGUUCUCCUCGAUGUGAACGCGGGUGGUAUGUCAGGGGAAUGCCGGGUAGAUGCCCAGUCAUUUGUCAACAAUGAGUGGACUCUCUUUAAGCCUAAAACAAAGCCUGAGUGUUUGCCAGAGUAUUGGGAGCAUGGCACACUGCAGAACCCCGAGAUCCAACAGAGCUGCAUCAGAGCCAAGAUCUUGUUGGAACUUCGCAACAGCAUGGGCAAAUGCACUUCUGUUGUCAACCCUUCUUGCCUGAAACUGAUGACAAAGCCCAAAGGCGUGUUUGCUGAAGAGAAGAUUGAGAAGCACGCCCUGCGUUUGAUACCAUUCACCAAUGCCAUCUUUUCAAGAGAGCAUGGAACAGAGAACCCCAACUCUUCUCAGAUCAAGGUGUUUACCUUUCAGGAUGAGUGGGACUUUUACCUGGUUCCAAGUGUUCAGCUCCCCAAGGAAGACAAGAAAGGCAUGAUCGUUCCCUUUUGGUUUGUUGGCGCGACCUACGACCCUGACAUGGCUAAUUGUGAGCUGGCUUUAGCAGGGUUCAACUCGCUGGCAGAUUUGAUCGCCUUUCUAGACCAAAAUCCAGCGAUGGAAUUGAAGUCCGCGAGUCGUGUCGAGAUUGUGAGCCUGAUUGGCUGUCGCCUUGAUGACGGCGAACUUUGGGUGCCUCAGGUGCAAACCAUUGGGGACUCCAAGCUCAUGUUACUCUCGAAAUGGGACCGCGGUCUGACCAAAUUCCUCACCGGCAAGUGCUUGGACUGGAAUAAGGACAAGAAGAAUCUGAAUAGCACUUCGGCUGGAGCCUAUUUAGAUCAUUUGUGCAAGCUCCGGAAAGCGGCAUCUCUCAAGGCAGUCCAGGAUGCCCACACCAAUGAGUCUGAUGAUGAGGUGCCGGGGCCAUCUUCCAAAAGGGCCAGGCGUACUGCUGUACGUGUCACCGCAGACAUGGCUCACUUCUCACCUAUGGUGACGAUUGAAUUGCCAGCUGCUGGGGGCGUCGAAGCAAAGCCGGUGAAAGUGGCUUUUGGCACGUCAAGCCGAGAUUUGUGGAUGGAGGUUGACCAGUCCAACCUCCUCCAUGUUGUUCUCGGCAUGAAAGAGUGGGAGGCUGAGAAAGGACGUGGCAGGAAGGUCAAGAAUUCUGACCUUCCUGAAGGUCCUUCGCCCUCAAAGCCACAGAGCUCUGUUUGA
Messenger RNA from Durusdinium trenchii, 1315 nucleotides. The record is from the annotation of a GenBank genome assembly. NCBI's taxonomy places the organism in Eukaryota, Dinophyceae, Suessiales, Symbiodiniaceae.